Messenger RNA from Symbiodinium sp. CCMP2592, 3366 nucleotides. The record is from the annotation of a GenBank genome assembly. Lineage: Eukaryota; Dinophyceae; Suessiales; Symbiodiniaceae.
AUGGAUUUCUUGGGGGUGACACAAAGGUGGCAAAAAACGAAGUUGUUCUCGCUGGCAACGCAGCUGGCCAGCGAUUUCCUCUACAGGUAUUGGCAAAAAUCAGCGAUGGAGCUGCACAAGGAUCUGAGUCAACAGCCGUUUCGUUCGCUGGAGCUAAUAGUGGAUGCAUCCCCGAAGGGGAAGCUGGAUGUCUGGUCUCCGAUUGGCUAUGCUGGUAGAGUUGCAGCGGCCUUGCCGCUUCAGAGACUCAGUGCUCUGGCUGUGAGCACAGUCUCUGUGCAAACGAAAUUGGAAGAGGGCCAGAAAAUUGUGGACAAGUUUGCCGAGACUGCUGCAGGGGAGAAACACGCCAACUUGAAGAAGAUGCACCUGGGCAGUACCCAGACUAGGCCCAAGGCGAUAAGCAAAAUCCGCCAGAAGAAGCUUUCUGCCAGAGAACAGAUGAGAGCAUGUAUGCACGUCUUGUCGGUGCUUGACCUGGAGCUACUUGUCGGAGAUCAAGUGUUUCGUCCGUUGGACACAACACGGGGCGAGAAGAGGAUGUUGGAGGAUGGCAAAGCUUGGCUGUGGGACCCGGCCACAGGUGAGGCAUCUUGGGACUGCCUCACACCAAGGCACCAGUCCCACCUCAGACUCAUCCUGGCUCCAGACGAGGGCUCUACGCUCUGGUCAGCAUUUACCUUCCUUGCUGGCAAAAAUUUCAAGGUGAAUUUCGUUCGCGAUGAAUUGCCACUGCACAAGUUGCAGAACCACUAUCUGCGAUUGUUUCAGUGCAACAAAGCCGUCAAGAGAACCUGGGCACUCAGUGAGUGGCUGAUGAAGGCCAAACGUGGUCCUUGGGCCCAUUCUGGGGAUUUGCUGCAAGAGCUGUUUGCUUCGUCCAUUUUGGCAGAGAAUGGCUGGGACCCCAACGCCGAAGGCCUUCACGCAUUUGAGAAUGUUUGCGAAGAGGGUAUCAACCCUUUCGCGGAUAUGGGGGUGGCUGCCACUGGAGACGACGGGCAAAAGUACAACCGCAUCAUGGACUGCUGCAUCCGGGCCCUUGUUGACGAAGAGGCCCACAAGCUGUUCGAAAGCCUUCAGUUCUUCACGGAGCCCUGGUGUGAGAUGUGCCAAUGGCUGGAGGGCCUGGGCCCGCAAGGCAUGGCCUUUGCAACUACGGGGGCAGACCUCAACGUGGAUGGUCUGUCUAGUGAAGCCGAAGCCAGCAAGCUCAAGGUUUUACGAGUGGUGAAUCGACGAUGCAGAGUGCAACAAGACCUCCUGCGAGACCACUUGGACAUUUGCUUGCUUAACUUGUACGAACUCGGGUCUUACCAGCUGUACCUCUCCUCUGCUCCGGCUUCCAGUGCCUGUCUGAGCUUGAAAGAGUCCGCGACAGUCCCCGAUGUCAAGGCCGUGCAGGCCAGGGUCUUGACAGACAUGGAAAAUGAAUGGGCUACCGUUCUGAACAUGGAGCAGCAGAAGAGCACGGGCGAGCUACUCCACAAACUCUGCCCGCACGUGCUGUGGCAAGUGUACCGCGAGAGCAUGGUUGCAGUCGAAGCUGAUGCUUUCAAGCUGACACAGACUGUUCGCGACCUCGUGCUGGGGUGGUACCCACGGCUUAGUUUUUCUGCGAAUGUCGAGGACCAGUUUGCCGCGAUGCAGGACAGUGUGCGCCGUGGAUCCAAGGGUGGGUCAGCUGGGAUCACGAAUCUCAAUACUGUGGGGGUCAAGGCACUCUACUCCAAGCUGCUGGAUGGAGAUAACCAAGCCACUUCUGUGAAACUGCAAGACUCCGACUGGGAAGGGACAACUGUGCGAGCAUUGAAGCAGAAACUGUUUCAACCGGAAAGUUUCACUGGAAGCUCAGAUGUGCAUUUGGACAGCAUUCUGACUGGUGCAUCCGGCACGUCGGCUCACCAGCACAACAAGGGGACCUUGAACUACAUGAGGGCUUUUCUCGAGGCCGUGAAGCUACGGGAGAUUGAGCUGUACUUUGAGGGGAAGCUGCCACCCGAGACAGUCGACGAGAACAGCAUCGCCAAAAAUCCGGCCCGGUGGGAAGCAGAGGAUGUCCUGGAUGCAAUUCUGAAGCUGGAUGCAGUGAAGAACUGCAUAUCCGAGCAGGAUGCCGAGGACAUCGUGAACAAGUGUGAUGACAUGGAUGCCAAGCGACGAUCCCGAAGUGCAAAUGCAGAGCAAGAUGAAGAUGAGGAUGAAGAGCAGCCCGAGGCUUUCGACAUGAAUGGGGAGCCAGAUCCUGCUUUGGCCGCUGCGAAUGAGCUCUUGGCUUUGAUCGGAGAUGAUGAUGAUGAGGAAGAGCCAACUGGACCACCGCAAGCUCCAGAGGCGGCAGCUGCUGAGGAGCCGCCUGCUGCUGAAAACGGAAACGCUGCUGGGUCUGGAGAAAACGAGGCGGUUCGCGAGUCGAGGCGGUUGCUUUCUUCGGCCUCUGCGAUCCCCAAGCACCUGACUGACAGAUGGCCGGUCAUGGACGGCGUUAGCAUUGCUCACACUGUGCACCGAGAUCAAACGAGACCCCUGUUUCAAGCUCGUUUGCUGACCGGCAAGUUUGCAAACAAGGGUUCAUGUUCUGCGAGCUACAACGGCGAGCUUCAAAAGGAUGUUGUCGACCUGGCCAAGACGGUGCAACAGAUCUUGUUCGGCUUCUACUUUGAUCCCAAGGCUGCGAAUCAAGAGGCUCAGCUCCGCGUCUACGAGUACUUCGGGACCUUCACGCGCUCCUUGCUGUCCCUCUUCGAGCUCACACUUGCCAACUGGCCUCCGGUAUGCAGGCUCCUGGUAGAGGAGGUCAGCGAGUGGUGGCUCUUAAUGUGCUUGCUUCACAAGCUUACCAUGGGUUUCGCAGUGAUUGGUGUGAUCAACGCGGUUCUGAUGCAGGAAACCUUCAAGGUGGCCUACUUGGACGACACCGUGAUGGUGCGCGAGAAGAUGCGCACCAUGCGCGCGCACGUGGCCAAGAUGUCAGAGCUCUUCCAUGAAGCUGAUACCUCCGGAGAUGGCAAGCUGGACUUUGAGGAGUUCAAGCAGAUCUUGAAGAAGCACGAGGUGAAAGUCUGGUUGUCGGCCAUGGAGCUAGACGUGAGCAACGUGAAGGAGCUGUUCACGAUGCUGGACACAGGGGGGGAUGGCCGACUCUCAGCCGACGAGCUUGUUCAAGGCGUCUCCCGUUUGAGGGGCUCUGGGCGCGCACAGGACGUUCGGAAAAUCUUGGAGAUGAGCGAGCAGAUGAAGCACGACCUCCGCGAGCUUCACGUGGCCACGGGCAUCCGUCGAUACCACACCGCAGCUCACACCGGCAGCGGAGACUUUGAAGAUUCUUUGGCCGAGAACAAGCAGGUGGUGACGGUGAACUGCUGA